Molecule: messenger RNA, 1059 nt
Organism: Microthlaspi erraticum
Lineage: Eukaryota; Viridiplantae; Streptophyta; Magnoliopsida; Brassicales; Brassicaceae
Source: the annotation of a GenBank genome assembly
AUGAACAAGAAGAAACCCAACAGUUUGAUAUCCGUAUCACUGAAUAUGAAUCAGAAGAGAAAGAGCUCGUCUCUUCGUCGACUGUUCCCUUUCGUGUUUUUGCUUGCAAUGGUUUUCCUUGUAGGAAAUGCGUUUAUUACAGAGGGCAUCUCAGGAUGGAGUUCGAUAAUUAGACUAAAUCUUGCGAAACUGAAGAUGUGCAAGACACAAGUUAGGCCACCUGGAAGCGAGACGUUACCGAGAGGCAUUGUUGCAAGUACAUCUGACUUGGAAGUGCGACCUUUAUGGGGCGCAAAGCGUUAUAAGCCAAAGCCGAACUUAUUGGCUAUGGCAGCCGCAAUAAAACAGAAGGAGAGUGUCAACAAGAUUGUCCAGAAGUUUGCGUCAAGUGAGUUCGUUGUGAUGCUGUUUCAUUAUGAUGGAGCCGUGGAUGAAUGGAAAGAGUUUGAGUGGAGUGAAACUGCUAUUCAUAUUUCUGUUGUAAACCAAACCAAAUGGUGGUUUGCAAAGCGUUUUCUACACCCGGAUAUUGUCUCAGCUUAUUCUUACAUAUUUCUAUGGGAUGAAGAUCUCGGUGUUGACCACUUUGAUGCUACAAGGUAUGUUUCAAUUGUUAGAGAAGAAGGGCUUGAAAUAUCACAGCCUGCUCUUGAUCCCCAAUUCUCUGAAGUGCAUCAUCAACUUACCUCACGGGACAACAAUUCGAGAGUACAUAGGAGGACAUACAAAUAUUGGUUCUUGAACAUAGAUUUUCAGCUUGGAUAUUGCGCACAGGGUGAUCGAACUCAAAACAUUGGCAUUGUUGAUUCCGAGUAUAUACAUCAUCUUGGUCUUCCUACAUUGGGAGGUUCAUCUGAUAACAAGACGGAUUUAGGACAACUCGAUAAGACCAAGACUCAGAAUAGUUCAGACAAAUCUAAACCAUCUUCAACACCUCAAAUGUCAUCUGCUAGAUCUGAGGUUCGGAAGCAGACUUACGCCGAGUUAGAGACUUUUAAAAACAGAUGGAAAAAUGCUGUGAAGAGAGAUGAAUGCUGGAUAGACCGAUUCCAACACUGA